Porites lobata is the source of this 10716-nucleotide messenger RNA. The record is from the annotation of a GenBank genome assembly. Lineage: Eukaryota; Metazoa; Cnidaria; Anthozoa; Scleractinia; Poritidae.
AUGGCUAGAAUAUCUCCUCUUGGUCUGUGUCUUUUUGCUGUCAUAUUCACGAUCAGCGCAGCCCUGAAGCGUAAGGGUGCCAUGGAGCAAAUUCUUGAAGCCAACAUGAAUCCAGGUCAGUGGUCGGAACUGUUUAUUAUUAUUUUUCAAAUAUUCCACUACCUUGCCACAGCACGAUAGAAUUGCUGUACCAUUGUCUUAAGGGUAGCACAGGAAAGUACCCAUUACACCACUGGAAAGUACAGCUCAAUAGCUUUCGUUUGAGUCGCCAUCGCUAUGCACAAACUCAAAAGUUGCAUGGAACCACACUGAGCUGCACAGUGAACAGUACGAUGAAAUAGUACUCACAGAAGCUUUCACUUGAAUGGUUAUACCUUCGGAUUCCAUCCAGACUCAAAAGUACCACCUUGUACAGCAUAAAAACAGCACCACCGGAAAGUACUGCUCAGUAGCUUUCAUUUGAAUGGUCACACUUUAGGGUUUCAUCCAUAGACUCAAAAGUUAGAACCACCUUGUACAGCAUAAUAAACAGUACCACGGGAAAGUACUGCUCAGUAGCUUUCAUUUGAAUGGUCACACUUAAGGAUUCCAUCCAUACACUCAAAAGUUAGAACCACCUUUCACAGCACAAUAAAGAGUACGACAGGAAAGUACUACUCCGUCGCUUUCAUUUGAAUUGGUUACACUUUAGAAUUCAAUCGAAAGCAAGGCUCGAACGUAGUGACUUCGCAAUAACCCUGACCCCAUCCUUGGUUUCUAGUAUCCUUAUUUCAACGAUGGUGGCCCUAUAUAUAUUGACUCCCUUUACAGAUCCGCAUCAAAGUCCUCCAGGAAAACAUUUGUCCUUUUAUCAGGGAGACAUCAGACUGUCAAAGGAACAAGCUGAGAAUCUUAAGAAAUAUGGGGACCCGUCGAAAAAUUCGGCCAACUCUCGCGCGGCGAGCAGCGUGGAAAGUGAGCGGUGGCCAAACGCUGUCAUUCCUUACACAUUUGACUGCUCCGUAGGUAAGGCGAAGAGAAAAAUGAAAAUUAUUAUCAUACAUUUUUCAGCCGAACCCCUUUAAUACGGACACUCAGGGAGCAAUAGGAAGUGUCCGUAUUAACUAGGUGUCCAUAUGUUGAAAAAAGGUCUACAGUUAACCUACAGUUAAAGCAGCUGUGUCACGAAAUUCAGCCGAAUCAGGAAAUUUCAAAAUGCCCGUUAAAUUAAGAGAAACUUAAAAAUAACCGCUUAAAACUUUAAAGGAAGGUUAAAAUAACAUAACAGAAACAACAGAUGCCACGGAUGGGCAAAACUGAAGAAGAUUGUGAAAAGGAUUGAAAUUAGGGUUUUUGAAAACUGUUCAGCCUAACAGUUUUUCAAAGUUGAUCCCUGCUGCUUGCAACUUUAAAACUAAUGCUCAGGAGAUAUAUUUGUUUGUCUCGGAUCUCUGAUUUUGUCAUUUACAUGUAAUUUCUUUGCUUACCUUAAGUUCCAUAGCGAUUAAGGGCGAGUAAUUGGCAAACGUAAACACAAGAACUGGACUACCGUGACACAGCCCCCUUAGUUUUGAAAAUCAGUGUGGAAAUCGGUGUGUUUGUCGUUAUUUUCUUCAAAAAAAUAAAUGACAAAACAAUUGUUAGACGCAGCUUUUGAUUAUUCCAGUUAUAACUACUCAACGAAAUAUGGCGUUUCUUGUUAGCGGAUAAUGGGCUUCAGAUUGGGACAAGAGACUAGGCAGAAAGACUCUAAAAGCUGUAUGCCCAAUCAAAUUUCAUUCUAUUGAUUGACUUUUUUCAAUUUUAGAAAACAUGGAAAGCGCUGUUCGUUCUGUCCUGAAUGCUAUGAAGCAGUGGGAGAGAAAAACGUGUCUUAGAUUUGUGCCCAGAACCAACGAGAAAGCUUACUUGGAAUUCUUUAAAGACCAAGGGUAAGUUGGUGAUACAGUGAUAAUAAAACCUCGCUAGUUUCUCGAUGUUGCGGACAGCUGCAGUAACCAAAUGAUCCCUAUAAUUUUCGGAUCACUAGACUUUCAGCUAGGAAAUCCGAACAGAUGAAAAAUUUUUAGGGGAUAAAAGAAUCCCUAUAUCUACCGUUUAAAUACUAAAAUACGUUCGACAACGCUAUGUUUGUGUGGUUUUGAACUAUAUUCUCGUUGGGUGCCCCUGGAUACUCGACAAUAUCCACAUCACAAGAUAAAAGCGAACCAGUAAUGGUUUCUGCAAUAGCAAGAAACACUUAAAACCCCCGACAAGGAAUCAUUAGCGUGCGAGCAAACUCUCCGGGGUGCUCUGGCGUCGGGGAGGGAAAAGGUAGGAGAGCUUUGAGCUACGUCUCUGGAAUAUUUGAAUUCCACCUUCAAUUCCCCUGUGGCUCCCCGUCAACUGAGGCAUCAGGAAUUUUUAGACGUUUAUCAGCGAAUAGACACGCUUACUCUUAAAUGACAAUUCCCAUGUCGCACACAUUAACUUUCCGUGCACUUAACCACACACACCCGCAAUGGGCUACUUUCCCGAUGACGUCAUUUUACUACUAAGACCAGAAUCCUUCAGUGUUUUUUUUUUUCUUUUGCAAAUUAGGGCUUUUUUUAUUUAAACCACACUGAGAUUAAAUAUAAAAAGAAAAACGAAAAUGAUUCUGGUUGUAGUAGUAAACUGACGUCAUCGUGCAAAUGGCCCGUUGUUUCUCAGUUGCUGGGGUCAUGUGGGGCAUCAAGGCUACAAGACCCAGAUCUCCAUCGGCAGCGACUGUGAUUUUACCCACGUAAUGGUGCACGAGAUUGGACAUUCAGUUGGAUUCUGGCACGAGCAGAGCAGGCCGGACCGUGACAGUUAUAUCACUGUCCUAUGGGAGAACGUGCUGCCAGGUAAGAUUGCGUUACUUUCGUUUACCAUUGUGAUCAAGUUUUUACUACUUAACAUUACUAAUAUGACGUUGUGUUUCAUGCCCUUUUAAAUGUAUUUAGAUUUCAUCAUGAACAGAGCUUUUUUUUAACUGGCGAAAACUUUAUACAGUCGACUCCUUCUUAACGGACACCUCUGUAAAACGGACACUUAGAGUUGGUCCCUGCCUUUCUUUAUUCCUUUUAUUUGACUCUCUAUAAGACGGACACCUCUCUAAGACGGACAGCUAGUGCCGGUCCCAAAGGUGUCCGUCUUAGAGAGAGUUGACUGUAAAACUAUGAAAACGUUAGCAGUACCGCGUUAAGCUCAUCCAGAUGUUGUUACUCUUAAUCUUACUCUCCCACGCCUUUCCCACCUUUCAGGUUUGGAAGAUGCCUUUGCUAAAAGGAAAUGGGGCACUGAGGUGGUGGACUAUGGAGUUCCUUAUGAUUUCGAGUCCAUCAUGCACUACCCUUUCACCGCUUUUUCUAAAAAUGGCAAACCUACAAUCCGUAAUAAAGUGUCUAUGAAUGGAAAGGUUCCGUAUGUGGAGUUAAGCGAUGGAGACGCGCAGCAGACAAAUGCGAUGUACAAAUGUAACGGUAAGAUUUUGCAUUACACAGCGUCGUCUCCAGGCAAAUUCGCGCUAUCCGAGUGAGUGGAGGAGGCUUGGAACUGAUCGAGCACAAAAGUCUGGCGAUAGUUUAUAUGCGAACAUGCUUGACGGGUGACGUCACAGUCAAUCUCGCCGAGGAGGACUGUUAACGAGGCUAUCCUUAUCUAUUCCAACCACAAUGCCCAGGUGGAAAAUCUGGGUCAUUAUUCGUUUCCGGGAAACUGCCCACCCACCCCUCCCCUAAACCGACAUUUUGCCCUAAGUGAGAAGUGAGUGUUAAUGUUGACUUAGGGGAGGGGUAGGUGGGCAGUUUCCCAGAAACGUAUCAUGAAAAUCUCUGUUUCAUUUGUGUAUUUUUCAACGAGCAUUUUUUCGAGGGACUGGAAAAAAUUACAGUACUUGGAGAGCGGGUGGGUUGUAUUAAAUGGGACAGCCCUCAGUAAAGAAAAUGAUCAAAUGUCUCAAAGUUUGGGGCAAAACACCUUUGGUUGCAACAAGGAUAUAUUUAAUAGUGGGUUGUUUGUAAAGUUGGGUACCACAGUACCACUGGGAACUACUGGACCGUUUCAUUCUGAUCGUUUUUUCCCAUGGCAAUGGUAUAGACUCCUUUAGCUUCAGAAGACUCCUAUGACAUCUCAAAUCAGAGAUCAAAAGUUCUCUGGAAAAUUUCUGAUUUCUUCUGUAAUGUCUUUAGUUGUGAUGAGGAAAAGAGCCAUAGAUGACUUCAGCACCUUCAAGCCAGUUCCACGUAUUCAAAAGCGAAGUAAGUGUUUUCACUCGUUUUUCGUAUUUUAGGGUGGCAAACGCAUCACGCCGAUUUUAUAAGCUACACGCAUCACGGAAAAAUCAAAUACAAUAGUAACUACAUAAACAAGCAUUGUAUUAUCAUUUGAUCUAAGGAAAUCAGAGGUCGAGGAACGAGGAAAAAGGGCAGUAAUUUGGCCCCUAUAACGCGUCACGGAAAAUCCCUUUGCCACCCUGUUUUUGGAGUUAGCAAGUUGUUAAUUUAGGGUUGUUGAAUUUCAAAUGGCAGAAUCGAACUUAAUGAGAUGGGUUUUUUUUAAAUGCAUGAUCAAGACCGGCGAUCAUAUGGAAACGCCUGUUUACUUAAUGCUGGACGACCCAGAAGAUUGGGUCGGAUCACAAAGUGAUCCUUGCUUCGAGUGAUCGAAAUAGUUUGGGGAAACCUGAAGUGUAUAUUUAAGCCAGUUUCCGUAAAUCGUUUGAAAAAAUCAAGGCAAUAAAAACGUACCAGAUGCUGAUUAUAGGGAAACAAAACAGUUCUAGUUAUUGCGGAAUUCGAGUUAGCAGGGUAAAUUUCACUGAAAUUGUGAUCAAGGGAAAGAUAAUUUAGUUCGAGUUAUCGAGGUUCUACUGUAUAUGUACUAAAGUUUUAACUGCCUUCACCAGGUUCCGGCGUGUGCAAAGAUGACGCCCCUACGCAAAACUGCCAAGAAUGGAAGAAAUUCAAUUACUGUUCCGAUAGGCCAGACGACAUGUACACCUGGUGCAAAGUUACUUGCAAUUUAUGUAGCAGCGGUGAGUGCGCGCAACUUUCGCAAUUAAACUGAAUGACUUUGGCAUGUAGAUGCCAAGUCGCGUGUAAAUGUCCCCUUAAAUAAACUACAUGGUGGAAAGUCUUGUGUAAUCGCUGCAGCAGCGGGAAGGUACAGUUAGCUUCCAUAAUGAAAAAGACAACGACUUUGUUGACGCAUACCUCGGGGGAAGGGGCACUAACAGGAAACUUUAUAAGAGGUGUGCCGCAGAAGCCUUCAAAGUCUUAACCUAUUCAACACAAAAUCGUUCAAUUGCCUGCCCUGUAUCUAAGACAACAGACCUUUUUUCAUGACCCUGAUUCAUUUCGUUUUGCUAACGAAAGUUCACGUAAUUUUUGAAACAAACAUCAUGGAAUCAGAUUUUUGCAAGAAAAAUGUCGGUACCACUCAAAUGUAUGACUGUUCAUCACCACCCUUUAAAGGUGAUGAACCAACCUUACAGGCUUUCGGUCCAGAAAGGACACCCUAUUCCCUCCUUUGCAAAGUUGAUUUCUAGGGCCAUUCCAUUAGAUGGCCACCAACCUCCCCAACGCCCCCCCCUAACCCCCAUGGAUGAGGUAGUUUACUUUUUCCCCUUAAGAAAAAAAGAUCAAAAGUAUCGACACAGCGCCCCCCCCAAGUCCUUUUUUUCGUCUUCCCUUUUCGAAAAAAGGGAAUUUUUUCUCAGAAAUAUUUCUGAGUUCAAAGGGUGCCGACACUGCCACUCCCUCAGAAAUAACUUUUCUAGGCGGUGACCACCUGAGCUGGAGAAAUCUCAUCCAAAGGGGGGUACGGAUAUUAAAUGGCAUGGCCGUUGUUAAGUUGAGAUUACAAUGUUGCCAAUCAUGUUGCCAUCGCCUAUUAGCGUUUUUGUGCAAACUCUCCAAAGCGCGUGGCAAACUUCUGAAAAAAAAAAAAACGUUUUACGAUAGGGUUACAGAUAUAUUCUUCAUUUACUCUAGAUUCCUGCAUGGAUAAGAACGGUAACUGCCCAGCAUGGAAGCAGUACGGACAUUGCCAGAACAGCCCAGAUAUCAUGAAAGAGCACUGUUCGUACACCUGCAACUUCUGUAAUGGUAAGUGAGUCUGUUACUAGUUAACUACUUUCACUUGGUGGUUUAAGCAGCGACGCAUGUCAACCGGAAGUGGACGUUUUGCACUCUUGAGCAGUGAUUUUGGUUUCUUUUUUUGCUAGAUCGUCUCUGUUAAAGUAAAGACAUUUAGCAAUACAAAUUUGCAAGCGUCAAGGAAUAUUUUAAGGGGAAAAGGCUCACUUCCGUCGCUCAAAAAAGUUGCUGCUUAAUCUCCCUAUUAUUCAUUCAAAACUAUUCUGGUUUCUUAUUGUUUUACUCCCAGCCUACCUUUUAUUUCAUAACAAUGACCAAAAUUGAAUGUUUUCCUGGGGUCAUCCAAUUAUUAUUAAAGAAAAAAUAUUCUACGAAUGACGUCAAUUUUCCAACAACAGAUUAUUCCGUGAUGUGACACAAACCCAUUGACGUGGUGCUUUAGCUUUUAAUACUUGUCGAACUCGAAAUUGUCGAAGAAAGGUACACAGAAUAUGAAAGAUAGCAAAAAGAAGGCAAGCAAAGUAGUUAAAGGUCGUGUGAUUGCUUUUACAGCUCCACCUACCGAACGUCCGACACCUCCUCCCCCUCAGACGACAUCUAAGCCCUCUCCGCCAACACCAUCCACCCAGCCACCUAAACCUCCUACAGGCACAGGGUCACCAACUGCAGUACCACCAACUUCCAGUCCAGCAGGAGCAACGGGUAUGUACAUCAAUAGUCCUUAGCAGGGGGAUACAUAAAUACGAAAAAAAAUGUGCUCUAUCUCAUUCUGUACUGGACAAAAUCUCUUUAUUAUAUAAACGCCAAUGAGAUACCAGGUGAGCUUUCUCGCGAAAACUUGAUAUCUUCACAUGUGAAAAUAUCACCGUUGCUAUGGCUACCUAAUAAAUCGCGCCUUUCAUACCAAAAAACUAUUAAAGUGAAAUGGUUUGGUAUUUCAUUGGUGUUUAUAUAGUAAAUAGAACAUUACGUUGCCACUUAGCGAUACGAAAUUUCUCUUCGAGUGUUGAAAAAUAUUUUACGAGUGAGCGCAGCGAACGAGUGAAAUACUUUUUCAACACUCGAAGAGCAAUUUCGUAACUCCGUGCGGCCGUGUAAUAUGCGCUAUAUGUCUUAUUUCUAGAAAUACGUGUAUCGCAGAAUCUCGCGAGGCUCUUGGUAGGUGACCGGUAAAGUGUUUAGGAUGAGAGGGAGGAUGGGGUAAAUGGUGUAUGACAGUGGUGAUAACGGGUUUCACAAAUAUUGAAUUUCUAGUUGUUCUUUAGUGUCCUUGUUACUACUUCGGACAAUACCUCCUGAAAUUAUUUUGAGGACUUCCAGUUACGUCGGAAUUAGUCUUUCCGCCUGCGUAUCUUCAGAAAUCAAUAGGUCUUAUCACAGUUUUCGACGCCAUCUUGACGAGUAGGCAACCGCGUGAGAAAUUACAGUGUUUGUAUGAGAAUCUAAUUUCUGUAAAACGGCUCUUCUGAAAAAAAUAUGAACUGUAAACUAAAGCUACAGACCAAAGGAUAUUACUAUCAAAUUCUGGGGGCCGUUACCGUGCUUAAAUUUCUCCAGACACUUUUUUCAGAUUUUCCACAUAUUUGUCUGCAAUAUUUCCCGGGAAACGUUUACAGGCAAAUGUAUAGAAAAUUUUAAGAAGUGGUUCUAACGCAUAAAGCUGCAUGUAACCACCUCAAAUUUUUUCAGAAGAAUCGUUAGGAGUGAAAAUUUAGUUUACAAUUCAUAUUUUUUUCAGAACAGCCGUUUUACGGAAGUUUUUGGACAUUAGAUUCUCAUACAAACACUGUAAUUUCUCACACGGUUGCCUACUCGUCAAAACCGUGAUAAGGCUCAUUACUUACUUAUACCACAAAAUUUGGGUUAAGCUCCUGUUUUGGAGUGGGUGUGUUGAUGCUCUUGAGUCCCAGGGUUUCCAGUACGUAUAAGGCUUGUGUAUUAUUGUUACAAUUUUACCCUUGUGUAUUACAGGUCUUCGUUGUGUUGACAAGACUGGAGGCUGCUCAGAUUAUUCUGCUGAUGACUGCGCUAAUUCAGGCUGGGUCCUGAGACAUUGCCGUAAGUCCUGCAACGCCAAAUGUGACAAAGCACCUCUCAAGCCUCAAGGUUUGUCAUUGGACAGUUGUUGUGAUAACUACAUACCCUGUAUGAUGCAAGUAACUUUGACUAUAGACAAACAAAACUUAUCGAGUUUCCUCCUGUGAGGGAUUGAUGGUCUUUUUGCCUUUCAAAUCGGGUGAGGACAAAACGUUAUGCGUCAGAUACUAUAUCAAAUGCAAUUUUCAAUCAUCCAAUCUUCUUAGACUCACGCCUACAGAGUUACCUUCCCUUUUGUUGUGUAUUAAAUUGCGUUCAAUAUUCUCCAAAAUGUACAAUGAAGUGCUUCUUGUUAAUAAAGUAAAAGCAAUCCUUUAAGAAGCAAUUUUGACAACUUGAGCAGUUGUUGUUUUGCUCAGUUGAUGCUUUAAAAUCUGCUUUUUCUUCAGGAUCAUGCGCAGAACCACUUGGUCUUGGCUGGGAUAACAAACUUCCCGACAGCGCUUUCACCGCAUCUUCAGAGCUUUCUCCUGGUAAGUUUACACACACUAAAGACUGGUUAUCAAAUGAAUGCAACUAAUGUAAUAAAGAUUGGCUUGCAAUGCAUCUAUUGUAAAUAAAAUAACGAGCCUAUUUUUGAGCAUGUUAGCUUUCAGUCGUUGAUCCAAUUUUAAAUUUAUGUUACGUAUUGUAUCGCUAUGAUAAUUGAAAACCUAAUGUUGGAUCAAUUUAUGUACUAUUUUCUCCGCAUCAUUGACCGUUUUUAUGCAAGAGACGUUAAGGUCUACGUUUAAGGUCUACGUUUAAGAGCAGACGACAGCAGUGAUAAAAAAAAGAAUUUUUCCUGACUCUUCCCAGUCAAUUCUGGACAAGUUGGGCAUAAAUGCGUUCCAGGUUACGGUGUCCCAUUUUUAUACUAGACGCAUACAACGUCUGAGACCCUAAAAUCGUCUGUUAAGUGCGUCUGAACGACUCGCUUAAAUGGAGGCUUUAAAGUCGUCAGACAUUAGAUGCGUCUGUCUUAUUAACGGUUUUUAUAAUAGACGCAGAAGUCGUCCUAAAACGUCGACAUUAACGUGUCUAGCAUAAAAACGGCCAUUCCUUAUUAGAUCUUUGAAUGGAGCAUUAUACAUUUCAGGGAAACUGCCCACUUACCCCUCCCCUAAGCCCACAUUUUGCCCUAAGUGAGAAGUAAGUGUUAAUGUUGGCUUAAGGAAGGGGUAGGUGGGAAGUUUCUCAGAUAUGUUUGAUGAUCCGAUCUUCCUCAUUUCAUUACACUAGCUGUUUGAUAUUUAUUGCAGGUGGUGGUUGGUGGGCGUUGGCUAGUAACGCACGUCUUUAUUUUGAAGAUGACUAUAGUAGCAAGCGCAUUGGCAGUUGGUGUGCAGUGGAUAGAAACCCGCAGUGGCUGAAAAUUGACUUGGGCCAGAUGAAAACCAUCACCGGAAUCGCCACCCAAGGUUAUAAACUGAAAGUCAUAAUUGCACUGUACACAUACACUGUAAAUAAAAAAGCUCUCUUUUAGCCCUAAAAGUGGGGCCAUUUCGGUGAAUCCAACACAGCCCUAUUCUUCGGGGGGUCUAAUUUGGCUUCCUUAAUCAGGGCUCAAACACGGUUUAAUUACCUAGGGCUGAUUUGGACCCACAGGCUAAAGUGAGUUUCAGCGUGGGCGGGAACAGCUUUGAUGGGGGUGUUUGGGUGUAAAUUGUGCUCAAAUGGCUCCCAGAGAGACUGAAUCAGACUCUGGCCUGCAGAGCUGAAGUGGCACUUUCGGGCUGGAAAAGAUCUUUUUAAUUUACAGAGUAGGUUAAACUUGUGUUUCUCGCAGAAGUAAAAAAUCUGAAGCUUGUCUGAUGAUCUCUGAGCUUAGUAUUAACAGCAAUACGCAAUAGUAGGAAAUCAUUUAUAUAGCGCAUCAUAUAUAUAUCCUUUCAGUUCAUGGCGCUUUACAAUAUAAAGGAGGUGUUCGUUAAAGACUUAAAAAAGAAUCAAUCACGUUACAUGUGUAGGGUGCUUGUCUCGGGUCUUGCCUUAAAGAACGACUCAUUCCAAUUCAAUUUAACUUAUUCUUUUCUUAGGACGUGAUGUGUUUACAGAACAUGUUGCAAACUACGAGCUUGCCUUCAGUAACGAUGGCAGCACGUGGAAGAACUACGAGGAAAAUGGACGAUCAAGGGUAAGAUUAAGCUGGUACAAGGAACUAAACAUUAUAUGGGCUUAGUGUCUCUUAAAACAAAAUAAUAUUUUAUCCUGUCUCAGGCUUUCCUCCCUGUUACAAAGUUGAAAAUCACUCGAGCUUAAGCUUUGCAAAAUUAAAGCGAGCCUUUUAAACAGCAAGCGAGGGGUUUAUACUGUCGAUACUAAUAAGAAAAUCGGAGAAGUUCAAAGGGGGUUUUAGCUGAUGGUGUUGCUAUCAUUCACGGUUAGAUUAUACUUAACGUAUUUUCGUAUCUAGGUAUUUGACGGUAACUGUGACAACUUCACACCGGUUUUAAACAGGUUUAAUCCGGUUCAAGCUCGUUAUGUGAAAGUGCUGCCCCAUGAUAAUCCUUCCUCGUGGGUGUGUAUGAGGGUUGAGCUGUAUGGUUGUGACGCUUGA